Messenger RNA from Gossypium raimondii (Peruvian cotton), 1314 nucleotides. RefSeq lists its product as uncharacterized. The coding region runs from base 1 to 1314 and encodes 437 amino acids. Gene Ontology annotation, biological process: proteolysis. The record is from RefSeq and is a predicted model, not a curated record. Gene Ontology annotation, molecular function: aspartic-type endopeptidase activity. Lineage: Eukaryota; Viridiplantae; Streptophyta; Magnoliopsida; Malvales; Malvaceae. The transcript is spliced from 4 exons.
AUGGUUGGGGCGUUGCAGCGUAUCGCUUGUGUCAAUGCUGCUCCUGUUUGUCAGGGAUUACCAUUAGAGAGUUUGCGAGCUCUAGGUGGUAAAGAAUUUCAAGGAGUUAGGGGUGGAGACCCUACUUGUGCUGAGUAUUGGUUAGAAGGAGUUGUUUGUAUCCUUGGUCAGAUGGGCUGUUUUGAUGAGGAUAAGGUUAGAUGUGUAAGGUCAUUACUUUUAGAUGAGGGUCAUCGUUGGUGGAUGACUGUCAAGCGUGGUACUGUGUGCGAGAGAGUGGCUUGGGACUUUUUCCUAGAGUCUUUCCAGAUGAAGUUUAUGAGAGAGCAGUAUUUGGAGGCAAAGAGACGCGAGUUCAUGGAUUUAGUCCAGGGUACUUUGUCUCUGGACGAGUACGAAGCUGAGCUAGUGCAUUUAAGCCAGUAUGCGCCUGACUUGGUGGCUCACAAGGUGAGUUGUUGUAAGAGGUUCAGGUUUGGACUGAACUGUGAGAUUAAGUUGCAUCUGGUAGCACAGUCUGUUGAGGUCUUUGAUAAGUUGGUUGAGAACGCCUAUGCUUUAGAGGAGACUUUGGGGGAGGAGCCCAAAACUAUUUCUGUUGGUGCUGUUAAGAGGAUGUCUGAGUCUUUUAGUGGAUCUAACCAGAAGGGAAAGAGAGGUCGUUUUAGGAGGUCAGGAUGGCGUGGUGCUAUAGGCCGAACACCUGCUUCAGCUCGAGAGAGGGGCCAUGGCAGAAGUGAUAGUGGUAGAGGUGUUGCCUUAGUUGAUUCGGGUGCUACGAGAUCGUUUAUUCUGAGUGAUGUAGUUCGAAAGUUAGGGAUUCUUGUAGAGACAUAUAGGUUGCGUUUUACGGUUAAGAGCCCUCUAGGUGAUAGUGUAGCGGUGGAUUGGGUUUACCGUUGUUGCCCUCUGAUGGUUCAGAGGAUGGAUUGGUUGACCAGGCAUCGGUUGAAGGUUGAUUGUGAAGUUAAGAUGGUGACUUUGUGUUGCUUAGAUGGUUCCAAAGUUGUUGUUAGAGAGAAGUUCAAGUUGCUUUCUAAUGUGAUUUCUUUGCUUAGAGCCGAGAAGCUGGUCCAGAAAGGUUACAAAGCUUAUCUAACCUAUGUCUUGAAUGUUGAUAGUAAGGAGUUGAGAUUGGAUAAGAUUCGAGCUGCCUGUGAUUUUCUGAAUAUGUUUCCUGAAGGGUUGCCUAGUUUACCGCCAAAUAGAGAAGUUGAGUUCGAUAUUGAGCUCUAUCUCGAUAUAGCUUCGGUUUCAAUUACGCUCUAUCACAUGGCACCUAAGGAAUUGAAAGAGUUGAAGCUUCAGUUGUAA